CACUGUAGAAAGGAAAAUUCCCAGUUUCGCGAAACUGAGUUAUUUUGACGUGUUUUUUACCCGAUUUUCGCUUUUUUCCGUAUUGAAAAUUGUUUUAGAAGAUAGGUCUAAUCAUAAAGAUCAUGGCAAGCAAUAUGUGUCGUCCGUUAGUGACGCUUUUGAUCGUUUUACUGGGUCUCUUUUCGAAGACCUAUGCAGAAAUUUGCGACAGCGGGAUCGUCUGUCAGAGCUGUUGUCUAGAUGGCGACUCCUGUUGCUAUGACGACGACGAUGAUGAUUAUUACUAUACUUGGAACAUCUGGAAUAUGUGGUAUUUCUGGUUUAUCAUAAUUUUUGUUCUUCUAUCCUGCUUCGGGGGAUGUGGCUACUGGCGCCGCCGUCGAAUCCUGCUCCAACAACGUAACUCGGCCGCGACAAGUGUGACCAUCCAACCUGGUGUCCCUGUGACAGCUGGUGCUCAACCUGGUCCCUAUUUCCAAGGGGGUUACACUAACACCUCGUACGGUACUCCUGGCGUGCCACAAAAUAUCGCCCAACCUCCAGCAAUGUAUAAUGGUCCGCCAGCUUAUACUGAGGUGAUCUCCAAACCCGACCAAUAUCCCCAGCCUCCUAAAACACAUCCCGAUGGUCAAAUGAGAGCUCCCUACCCCACGCAACCCGGAUUUGCUGCUAUGCCGUAUCAAACCGGACCAGAUGGUGGUGCUGCUAGGCCACCGCCGUACGUCGCUGCGCCGUCAAGCCAGACUCCAGGAGAGGCUGCGCCGUAUCCUACACAAGGACAAGCGCCGUAUCCCCAGCAGAAUUCAACUCCUUACCCACAACAGUAACCGUGGCGACCUAACUUUACAAGCAGGGAGUUGUUUCUAAUCCAUGUCAUCUUGAUGGUGGUGGAGUGUGUAUAUGCAAAUGUUUCACCCUAACCACAUUUUAGGAAAAUUAUUGAAAAUUAUUACUAAGAAGACUUUGAGACAAUAUUAGGUUCACACUAAAGGCCCGGUACUCUGAUGUUGUCGAUAAGUUUUCCUCCAGGUACUGUCAGAACAUUGUAAACUUUGCCCAUUGAGCCUUCUACUAAGCGUGUUAGAAAGAUUACAGACUUUCAAAUCAUGGGGUGGGAUGGGUUAAAUGUUUAAAUAGAGCAGUUCGUAUCAUUCAACCAGAAUUGAAGCACCUGAUUCUAAAAACUCCACUUAUCCCAUUUCCUUAUCAAAUUCCGAAUUGGCUAUCUAGCGUCUAACUAGGUUGUGACUGGUGUUUACUGAAAGACUGAUGUUAGACUAGACCAAAGGCAAACUUCCUUGUUGAAAAAUUUAACUCGACUUUGAAAAUUUCUAGUUGUAAAAUUUAGGCCGAUUUGGUUUUUAGCUCACCUCUUAGCAGAGGUGAGCUUAUCCCAUACCGUGUCGUCCGUCGUCGUCGUCGUCGUCGUCGUCCGUCGUCCGUUAGCAGGGCACGUUUCGUAACUGUUAGAGCUAUUGAGUUGAAACUUGGUACACAUGUACCCUUAUGUAAUGACACCUUGGAGACCAAGUUUCGGUCCGAUUCAUUUCAUGGUUUGGCCACCAGGGGGCCAAACGAUAAAAGUGAAAAUAUGCAAUAUCUCCCUUAAUAGUAGUUGGGAAAUUUUGAAAAAAAUAUGGUAGGUACUUCUAGCAAAGGUGCAUCAUAUAUCCUCCGGGUUUUUGAUUUGACCUCCUUUUCAAGGUCACAGAGGUCAAAUGGUGUAAAUUGGCCGUUAGGAUGUAACGAUGGCACGUUUCUAAACUGCAAUGACUAUUGAUACCAAAUUUGGUACACAUUUACCCCUUAGUCAGGUGAUCUCAGGGACCUAAGUUUGGUCCAAUAUGAUUCACCACUUGACCACCAGGGGGCAAAAUCCAAAAACCUUAAAAAUGUGAUUAUUCCUUAACUUCUUGCCCGAUUGCCACCAAUUUGAUAUCAUGGGUACAUCUAACCACCAUACAGUAUAUGUCACACAGGUUUUUAAUUUGACCUUCUUGUCAAGGUCACAGAGGUCAAAUGGCGUAAAUUCGCCGUCAGGCACAUUUCUUAACUGCAAUGACUAUUGAUCACAAAUUAAGUACACAUGUACCCCUUGGUCAGGUGAUCUCAGGUACCGAAGUUUGGUGCGAUCUGAUUUGCCGUUUGGCCUCCAGGGAGGGGGCCAAAUCCUAAAUUCUUCAAAAUGCCAUUAUUCCCAGUAAUGACUUGCCCGAUUGGCACCAAUUUUAUAUCAUAGGUACAUCUAAUUCUAACAACCAUUCAAUGUGUCACCCGGGUCUUCUUUGAUUUGACCUACUUUUCAAGGUCACAGAGGUCGAAUGUACUGUAAAUUGGCCAUUUUGGGGAAAUUGUAAUUGCUUGGAUCUACAUCAAACCUAACACUACAUGACACAAUACCAUGCUCUUUAUCCAUCUUUCCUCCACAUGAGGUGAGCACAAUGGCCCUGGCCAUUUCAUUUAUUCUCAAGUUCAAUUCUAGUCUUUAUUGAUUCGGCUUUUAGGAGUGGGUGCUUCAUUUCUAUGUACCUGUAUAUCUAUUCAAUGGCUAAGCUUAACUGUGAUACUUAGUGUGCCUUGGCAGAUCAUUUCCUGUUUGGUGAAUGCAAGAACCAGUAUUGUAGCAUGACAAAUUUUAAAGAAAUGGUGCAUGAAUUUCUUUUUCAAAAACAUGGACAACUCUGUUAAAAAAUCCAGGCAUUAGUGCUAUUGAAAUGAUUUUUGUCUCCAGUUUUGAUCGAAGAGGUGGAAUUUAUUCAUGUUAACACUGUUCUUUUAAGUUUUUCUGAUUUCUUCGUGUUGAAGUUCAUUGUUGUGGAAAGUAAAUUCUAUUUUUGGACAUCAACAUUUAUUUUUUCAUUUGAUUUGUAUUUGAAUUAUUUUUGAAUAUGUACUACUUUCAAGCUGCCACGAACAAUGAAAAAUCUUCACAUAAAAUUAUUCAAAAUAUUCGGCUGAUGUUUGUGCAACCAGUGGUAAUCUUGAACAAAAAUAAUUUUAACCUUACACCCCCACAAUCAUUAUUAUGGUCCACUAUUAUGCAUUAACUAGAAUAGUCCAUGCAGAGAAAUGGGGAUGAACAACUUCCAAAAUGGAAACUGAGUGAGUGAUUUUAAAUUCUAAAUCUAUUCUAUGACAUACUGUAACCUAGAAGAUUUUGUUACUGGCUACUUUUAAAGGGCUAUGCCGUUCGUUCAAAAUUUGAAACUUAGAAUUGAAUUUAAAUCUUUCCAAUUGUGUAAGACGUUCCGGAUAUAAAUGUCUGCAAUGCCAGCAGUUGACAGAUUUAUACAGAUAUUCAAAAAACAAGUUUCAGCAAGUCAUAUGCAUGAACUGUACUUCACCAUUGUGUAUAACUGCAUUUCUAUUUUCCUGGACCACCAGCAAUUACGAAUGGCGUUCCCCUUUAAGAGCCCUGAGAUAACUUGUGUAGGGACUAAAAUCACUAAGCCACUUCACAUAUCAAAAGUGUUUUUAAUCCACCAACUCAGGUAUAUAUAUUGUAAUAAUUGCUUUAUAGUGGGCAGAGGUAUUUCUCCAUGUGACAAACACAAUUGUAAGUCGCUCAUAUUCGAUGUCAGAACAUUCCCUGACUGUCAAUCAAUAUAGCGCUUCUUUGCACCAAAGAAAGGGGUCAUACUUAACAGCAUCCACCAGGUUCAAAAGCAUAUUUAAAGUCAUCAAAAUAAAAUCUAAUGGUCAUAAACGAAAUAAGGAAGACAUUUUCCACAUUAUCUGAUCGUUUCAUGACAUUUGUGGGCUAGAUAAGCGAGUUGUUGUCUAAAAUGUACCAGCGCCCACCUGCACUCAGUCGGCAGCCAUGAUGGAUUUGACUUGGAGGAAAUGAUGGGACUUCCCAAUACUACAGGAGCCUUGUGAUUUUAGACAACAUCUCCCUGAUCUUACACCCAAAUGUCAUGAAAUUUUCAGGAAAUGUGUUUUAUGGUGUACUUAUUACAUUUAUGGCUCUUAAAUUUUAUUUUGAUGACUUUAUACCUGAUUUUAAACCUGGUGGACGAUGUUUAGAAUGACCAAAAGAAAGCAGUGUUCUCCACAAGGUAAUUAUCCAGGGCAGCCCACCAUACCUUGGUAGAGCCACCCUACCUUGCUCUAGAAUUUUGUAAAGGGUUUCCAUAGGGCCACCCGACCUUAAAUUGCUGGCCACCCUACCUUGUGUUGCACACUGGCAAAACAACGUGAAUUCAAGGGUAGGAGCCAACAUUGAGAAAACCCUGUGGAGAACUCUUCAAGGGUAUCACGGAAGUGCUUCUGGCUCUGCUGGUUUUGUACAGGAAUACUAAAAAGGCUUCCGUUUACUAGGGCAGUGUUUUUACAAAGGCAGCACUCCGGCAUUCUUUUUUGGCACUAGUGCCUUGUCUUCUGAAGUGAGCUUCAGGUGCAGGGACGGGUGUCUUGGGAUAAAAUGGCCGGCAGAAGUUGUCGGCAAACAAUCCUGCAAUGCCAGCUUUGCGAUGUCAACAGAUCAGUUUUGGUGUAUAGCAAUUCAGUUCUUUGAUAAAAUCAGGGUUGGAAAUGGAAGAGCUUGGACUCAAGUGGCCAAUGUGACAAAUAGUGAGUAAAUUUGGCAGCUCAUGCACCCCGAUCAAGUGUUUGGUCACACUUUUUGAUGCUUCUUGACUGUUACUUGAGCCUGCUAUGAGAGCAUUCAUCUGCUAAGCCAAACUGGGCAUGCACAUCGAGGUGAAAGUUGAUUUUUAUAUAUAGCAAGGCGGAAAUAAUCGAAGGCACUAGGCACUAUACGCUUGUGAGAGCAUUUUUAGGAUUGCCUCAUUCAACCUCAUUGAUGAUUGAUAGUAAAUUUCUGUAGGAUGUAUAUUUGUAAUUCCUACAGAGCUGUCUUAUAAUUGAUUCUAAACUACGUGUCACUUUCAAUUGAUUUUAUAUAAAACUAUUAAUACUUGUACUCGAGAUAUCUCCCUCCUCACUGUUGUGUAUUUAAAGGCCAGUCUUCCUAUCAAACUUCGUUGGACAAAAGAUGACCUAGGCUAGUUUUCAACUGAAUGUUCUCCGAUACCAACUGGAAGAAACAUAGUUUGAAUAUUUACAUGUCUUUAAAAGAAAAGUCUGAAGCAGGCAUCAGCUAAUCUGAAGCAAGUUUUGACAGUACUUUGAUUGACCAAUGACUUGGGUGAUGACGGGUCCGCCCUCCACAAAUCUUGCAACUUUUUCCAAUGAAACAUGGAGAAACAUUGAGAAACAUGAAACAUCGAGAAACCUUACCUUGGACGUUUACACAGUGAAACACUAUGAAACAAAAGUCCACUCAUAUGCAUUUGACUUGUCACUUUUAGCCAUUUUGCCAUUUUGGAUAUGGAGUAAAAAUCACAUGACUUUUUAUCACAGUCUGAUUGGCCACAGAGUUAAAAUGUAAUUGACACUUGUAGAAACUUGAUGAAGCCUGUCCAGAAUUUACGAGCAUGUUCGUAAAUUGUUUCAUGUUUCUCCUAGUUUUACAAGGUUUCAAGAAAGGGGUUUCAUCAUGUUUCUUCAUGUUUCUUGACCAGUUCACACAUGCUACACGAAGAAACUUUUAGGUUUCAUGGUUCAAAUUACAUAGCCUGUCAGUCAAGUUUCUCUUAGUUUCUAUGUGUUUCUCCUAAAAAGUUGCAUGUGUAAACCAGCCUUUAGACUCACUCUUGUGUGACACUCAUAUGUGACAUAACGAGAUGUAGAGGAAACCUGUGAAGGACUUGAAUGGGAUUGUAAUUGGAGGUAUGGGGAGUGUGACCGCAAUUAUGGAUCACAAUCAUUUAAAGAAAUUACGUUUCCUUUUUAUUGUCGGAUGACAAUUGUUUAAGAGUGAGUGGAGGUUUCACCUGACAUUACACCUUUCCCCAGGUCUGUUGCGAAACAUGUCAGUAGGACUCAGAUGGGCCGCUCAAUCAGGCUUACAACCUGAGCAUAUCUGACUGGUACCCAUUUCCACCUGUGGGGGUUGAACCAGGGACUACUUGACUACUUCAGUCUUUAAUUGAUUGUCUCUCUUUUGAGACUAACAUGAAUCAUUUUGUCGUGGAGACGGGCCUCAUAUUCUGUGUUGCUUAAAUCGUAGCUAUUUUAGAAAUCAUCCAAAAUAGACAAAUCUGGAAUUGUCAAAGUUAGUGGUGAUCCUAACACGUUUUACUCUCCCAGCCUCCAUAGGACUUCGGUCGGUCUCGAGGCUUCAGAGGCCUUGGGGUACCUCUAUUAGACCAAGAGGCUGCCUCUAUUUGACCAAGAGGCUGCCUCUGUUGGCCUUGAGGCUGCCUCUAUUGACCUAGAGGCUGCAGAGGCCGGGAGGUUGACUCUGCUGGCCUUGAGGCUACCUCUAUUUGACCUAGAGGCUGCCUCUGUUGGCCUUGAGGCUACCUCUAUUGACCUAGAGACCAGAGGUUGACUCUGCUGGCCUUGAGGCUACCUCUAUUGACCUAGAGACCUAGAUGUUGACUCUGCUGGCCUUGAGGCUACCUCUAUUUGACCUAGAGGUUGACUCUGUUGACCCAGAGGCUGUCUCUAGUGACUUGUAGGUUAUAAAGAGUGUGUAGGACAUGUAUGUAUGAACUCUGCUAAUUUGUAAUUUGUCUAUAAAGAGACUAUUUUUGUAAAAUCUUAAUCUGAUGCAAAUCACUAUUGAUUGAGAACAUAUAUUUCUGAUAUUUGUAACCAAAUGUGCACGUAUUUAUGUAAUGUUCUACUUGUAAAUAAAGAUCAUCUAACCAUUUUA
Messenger RNA from Lineus longissimus, 6724 nucleotides. RefSeq names its product WW domain binding protein VOPP1-like. The transcript has 4 exons. Bases 123 to 827 code for a protein of 234 amino acids. Lineage: Eukaryota; Metazoa; Nemertea; Pilidiophora; Heteronemertea; Lineidae. The record is from RefSeq and is a predicted model, not a curated record. Gene Ontology annotation, cellular component: cytoplasmic vesicle membrane.